AUGAUUUCAUUGUUGUUUCCGAGGUCGCAUUUGUGCACAGCAGCCAUAGUAUUCUACACAUGUGUGUGCAUUCCCUUGGGGAGGUUUAAGAAGCAGUGUGGAGAUGCUGAAGCGCAUGAUGAUGACGGUUACCACUUGACGGCUGUGAUGUUUAGGGACAAGGAAAAGGAGGAGGAGGAUGAGGAGAUAUGCUGCCCCAUAUGCCUUGUGGAGUUUGAGGCUGAGGAUGCGGUGACCCAUCUUCCUAGAUGCGCUCAUCUUUUCCAUAUCCAUUGCAUUGAACCUUGGCUUCUCCGUGGCCAUCUCACUUGCCCUCUCUGCAGAUCAUUUGUCUUCUCUCCUACUCCUCCUAACCACAAUGUGGAUGUCAAUAGUGCCGCUUCCCCUUACACCUUCUAUCUCUCCCUCUUCUUCCUUUUCUGCCUCUUUCUCCAUCUGCUUGGAUACUUGUAG
Eutrema salsugineum is the source of this 453-nucleotide messenger RNA. RefSeq names its product RING-H2 finger protein ATL18. NCBI's taxonomy places the organism in Eukaryota, Viridiplantae, Streptophyta, Magnoliopsida, Brassicales, Brassicaceae. The transcript has a single exon. The coding region runs from base 1 to 453 and encodes 150 amino acids. The record is from RefSeq and is a predicted model, not a curated record.